This is a messenger RNA of Cryphonectria parasitica EP155, 1785 nucleotides long. Its product is annotated as FAD-binding domain-containing protein. Gene Ontology annotation, molecular function: oxidoreductase activity; FAD binding. Bases 1 to 1785 code for a protein of 594 amino acids. NCBI's taxonomy places the organism in Eukaryota, Fungi, Ascomycota, Sordariomycetes, Diaporthales, Cryphonectriaceae. The transcript has 2 exons. The record is from RefSeq and is a predicted model, not a curated record.
AUGUACAAGCAGUCGAUACUUUUGCUUGCUUCAUUCUUGACCGGUGUUCUGGGCCAGAACACGUCGGCAAAGUCCUGUAAAUGCGUUCCUGGUGACGAUUGUUGGCCCUCAGAGUCUGCUUGGCAAGGACUGGAUGAGGUGGUGGGCGGCGGCUUGAUCAAAAGCACGCCUAUAGCCAACGCAUGCUACCCAGGCCAGGACGAGGACUUGGUGGAUUGCGACUACGUUGUGAACGAGUGGCCUGUCGAGGCCUUCCAAAGGGCGAACCCACUCGGCAGGGUCUUGCCAUACAAUGUCACCUGCCCUCCUGUCAACUACACGGCGGGCGAGACCCCGGGGGAUUGCAUAUUGGGCAUCAACCCUGUCUACGCUGUCAACGCAACCACUAGAGCGGCCAUCAACGCCACGUCGCAGUUUGCCAGACAGCACAACAUUCGUCUGGUAGUUACGGGAACCGGCCAUGACCUCCUGGGCCGAUCAGAUGGCUAUGGUGGUCUCGAGGUCUGGCUCAGGUACUACCGGGCCGGCAUCGAAUUCCAGAGCACCUACACAUCGUCCACCCACUGUAGCAGCCCAGGCUGGAACGGCAGCGCGAUCCGAAUCGACGGCAACUACGAGUGGCAGGACGUCGCGAAGGUAGCCGCAGCCAACAAUGUCAUCGUCACCACCGGCGGCUCGAUCGGCGUCGGUGCCAUCGGCGGCUGGCCGUCCGGGGGUGGCCAUGGUCCCGCAACUCACGCCUACGGGUUCGGCGCAGACCAAAUCCUCGAGGCUGAGGUGCUUCUGGCGGACGGCAGGAUCGUGACGGCCAAUGCGUGCCAGAACUCGGACCUGUACCGGUCUUUGCGAGGCGGCGGGCCGGGCUACGGCAUCACCCUCAGCAGCACCGUCAAGACAUAUCCCAAUGUCGAUGUUGUGACGGCACACCACCUUACUAUCGUGCCCCCUACAGAGGCAUCGAAUACCUCGGCCCUUCUCGAGUCCAUCGCAUUCAUGUUGCAGAAAUAUCCGAGCCUUAUUGAUGCCGGAGUCGGCGGCUACACCUACUGGUACAACCACUACCCUACUGUUGUUGUGAACAACUCCACGUCAGGGUACACACACAGUUUCUGGACCAUCGGCUCGGGUGAGGAUGUAGCCCGUGCAGCUCUCGAUCCCGUAGUCGAAGAACUGCAGCAGCAAUAUAACUCGUCGCUCCUCAUCCAGGACAACUACGUGACUUAUCCAGACUACUGGUCCUUUUACGACACCGAGAUGGGCCUGGACAGCCCUGAGGGGAACACGCUCAUCAUGUCAUCUCGCUUGAUUGAGCGCAACCAGACCAGCAACUUCUCAGCCGUCCACAGCGCGGUCGAGACUAUCAGCGAUGCUCUUCCUGGGCAGUACAACAGCAACUGCGUGCUUAUGGUCGGCGGCGGCCAGGUUGCCAAGGACGCCGCGGAUCAGUUCUCGGGCCUGCUCCCGGCCUGGCGGCGGGUCCCGUACGCCAUUGUUACUAUACGGGAGCUUCCUCUUCAGACAACCAACGAGGAGCGACAGUCCAUUGAACAAGACAUGCUAGCCAAGGGCGCUUACAUGAAGGCGUUUGCACCUGGAACGGGGGCGUACAUGAAUGAAGCCGACCGCAAUGAUCCUGACUACAUCGAGGACUUUUACGGCUCUCUUUACAGCACCCACCUGGCGACCAAAAAGAAAUAUGACCCGAAUGCCCACUUCUACUGUCCCACAUGUGUGGGAGCAGAGGAAUUUGUGGAAAGCCCGGAUGGGCCAUUGUGUACAGCUUGA